Messenger RNA from Moesziomyces aphidis, 2190 nucleotides. The record is from the annotation of a GenBank genome assembly. NCBI's taxonomy places the organism in Eukaryota, Fungi, Basidiomycota, Ustilaginomycetes, Ustilaginales, Ustilaginaceae.
AUGCGGAUAACGGUGUGGAACAUCAACGGUCUGCGGACGCUGAAGGGCUACCAGCCAUGGUACAAGCUGCCGGACUGGGAGGCGUGCCUGGAGCAUCUCGGUGCAGACAUUGCAUGCUUCCAGGAGACCAAGAUGACGCGCAAGCAGCUCACGGAAGCCAUGUGUAUCCUGCCCUCCUACAACGCCUUCUUCAACUUUCAUCCUACCAAGGGCUAUUCGGGCACGGUCACCUACGUCCGCAAGUCGGCUUCGAUCCCGCUCAAAGCGGAGCAAGGUAUCACAGGUCGUCUGUGCGACACUCCCGCGCCCUCCAACCCGGCGGUACCGAACGAGCCCGUCGGUCAUAUUCCCACAGAUAUGCGCGAUGAUGUAGAGCCUCAGCUGUGGCAGGCGCUUGACGACGAAGGACGUGCAGUAGUUGUGGACCUCGGUCUGUUCGUGCUGUUCAACGUGUACUGCCCCAACGAAACGGGCCCAGAGAGGCUCGAGUACAAGAUGACCUACUACCAGUGUCUCGCCGAGCGCGCACACCGUCUCAUCGCCGCGGGCAGGAACGUCAUGAUCGUAGGCGACAUGAAUAUCAUCCGCGACCCCAUCGACCAUUGCGAUCCAGAACAGAGCAUGCGCGAAAACGGCUGGGACCACUUCCACCAACACCCUGCGCGUGCGUGGUUCGCCUCCUUCCUCGCCCCACAGGGAAAGUUUCACGACGUCGGAAGGAUGUUCCACCCGGAGCGCAGGAAGAUGUUUACGUGCUGGAAUACACUCAUCGACGCCCGCCCGGCCAACUACGGCGUGAGGCUCGACUAUACCUUGGUGUCCGAAGGUCUGCUGCCUUGGAUCAAGGGCGCAGAUAUUCAGCCCGACAUAUACGGAAGCGACCACUGCCCGAUCUACAUCGAUCUGCAUGACGAGAGGGAGGUCGACGGCAAGACGGUCAGGCUCGCGGAGCUGAUGCACGGCGGUGCGACACGGUUGCCGCCUGCACUGGCGGCGUGCCACUACGACGAGUUCUCGGGCAAGCAGCGCAAGCUCGCGUCGUUCUUCAGUGCUGCUCGCACUCCAGCCAUCAAGCGGACUGAACUUCCGGCCGCGUCGCAUGCGCGGAAAGAUGCUUCGUCCCAACGGACAGAGUCUGCCUCUGUUUGUGCACCAGCUGCCGGACUUGCACUUUCUCAAGCACGGGACAAUCAGCACGCACCGACGCCGGGAGAACCCGAGGCCGAGUCGAGCUCGUUGGUCGAUUCGUUGUUUUCGCUACACUCGCAGCAAGAGGGGUUGCAUGUCGAGUGCGCGUCGCCGGCGCCUCGUAGCGAGCAAGCUGCUGCGCUCCCCUCGACGCCCUCGCCGACCAAGCCGGAUCCAGUUCAGACAGCGUCGCCUGUAGCAUCGGUACCGGCUCGCCCGUCCGUGGUACCACGCAGAGACUCGUCUGCGGAGGCAUCGCCGACAAAGCGGAACGGAGGCUCGCCAAAGCGCGCCGUUGCGAGUAAGGGUAAGGAUAGCGCCAGAGGCAAGCCUGCGGCGGGGCUCAAGGGCCAGACGAGUCUGCAGGCGUUCUUUGCACGUCCAGCAUCCUCCUCCUCUACCGCAGCUGGCUCAGAUUCUGGCACGACUGAGCAGGCCCCGCCCUCGCAGCCAAGCGAUCAAGUGGACAGCGUCGGUGCAUCGGCUGACGCUUCUGAUGCGGGGUGCGAUAUGCCAGACGACGAUGCGAUUCAGGAGUUUCAGGACCAAGCGUCCGCAUCUCCCCCGCGCCCCGCUGGCUCGGAGCAGUCGGCAACGGACCGGAUCGGCGCUUCGCUCGCAUGGGGCGCCAUCUUCUCGCCCCUCCCACCUCCGCUGUGUCGGCACUCGGAAGCGUGUCGAGCAUGGACGGUGAACAAGCCGGGUCCGAACCACGGACGCAAGUUCUGGCUCUGUUCGCGCCCCGUCGGCCCCGGAUACGAAAAGACGGGCCGGGCCAAGGGCGAUGUGAACCCAGAGUAUCGGUGCAACUUCUUCCUGUGGGACUCGGAACGCCGUGCGGAAGCGUCGCGCGCCCGAAAGCAAGCCCCGGCCUCGGGUCCCAAGUUCUUCGCGGAAGUAGGCCGGGAUCGACAAAGUCACAAACGCGACCAAGAUGACGGGCCCGAGAUCGGCACGCCGUGGGGACCGCAUAAACGCGUCCGGUCCGAUAGCACAAAGUAG